AAAAAUUAGUGGAGCCUACUGUUUUGUCCUUUGAACCGCUUUCAUUAUCGCCGUCAAAUCUUGCAGUAUCAGAACAUUACUACGCCUCAACCUCGCUCCUAUCAACUGCAAAGCAAACCGUCCACAAAUACACAAACAAGAAGUAUGAGCACUGAACACAAGAACGGCGUAGGGGCACAAGAUGAAGAGGAGGAUGAUUACAUGAACAUGUCCUUUGACGACCCAACACCUGUAAAAGAGACAUCCAUACAGCGUACACAACGAUUGAAGCGUGAAUCGCGCGCACGUGGUAUCAUCAAGUCAAAAGAGCAAAUCGCAGAGGAAGAAGAAGCCGCACGUGAAAAGGCUCUCUCAACCUCAAUGCUUGACGAUGCCAAAGCGAAAAAGAGCAAAGGACUCGCCAUGAUGGCCAAGAUGGGGUUUACAGGCGGUGGGCUAGGAAAAAAGACAGAAGAUGGAGCUGCUCCCGGGCGCACAGAGCCCAUCAAGGUCAGCGUGAAGGACGACCGUGGAGGUAUUGGGUUGGAUAAUGAAAAGAAGCGCAAAGUCAGAGAAGCAGCUGAAGAGAGGGACAUGAAAGCUGUUAAAAUGGACCCAGACGAGUAUCGCGAGCGUGUGAGAAAAGAGCGCGAGGAUGCAAGGCUUGAGAAGCAGUUCUUUGCAGCCCAGCGCACGGCAGAGAGGAUGGACGAUGAGAAGACAGAAGUUUAUGGCCCUGGUGCUUCACUACCAGAUUCUAAAGAUGAAAAGGAAAAGUCAAGACUGAUAUCAUCCCGCCCUCUCAAGUCGAUACCAAUCAUUUAUCGCGGUCUAGUCAGACACAGAGACGAAGUAGAACGCGACCGACGUAUGCGCUACGAUCUUGAGCAAUCACUAUCGCGACUACCAACAUACGAAGACGACCAGGAAGAUGCAGACGACAAGAGGGCAUUGGGGAAGGGACAUGCGGUGUAUGCUACGGCUGAAGAUCUCGACGAAGAAGACGAGGAGCUGGACCAGUUCAAUGAGCUCGAGAUUGGGGAGCGAUUGAAGAGCGUGUUGGAGUAUCUGAGAGAGAAGCACCAGUAUUGUUUCUGGUGCAAAAUGGCCUAUCCUGAUGCUGAGAUGGAGGGUUGUCCAGGUUUGACCGAGGAGGAUCAUGAUUAACUGUGACAAUGCCAUGUCAUGACUAUUUUAUGAGAAAUAGAUAGACACCUCGUGUUGUUUUAACCGAUAUUAACACAAUAGGAAAGCUUCGAGACAUCAUUUUUCAUCACAAAGGCUGCUUUCAGCAAUAUCCUCACGCCUAGAUGGAAGGCGUAUUGCUUGCCUAAGGCAAUCUUUAUUGUCUUCCUCGUUGCAUUAUGAGACCAUGUUAGAUUCAGGUUGCAUAUCUGGCCUGGACUCAAUGAGUUGUCACCACAGAAACGCCUCAACAGAAAUUUCUCGAUUUUUAUCUCACUCAACCACAGUUCCUCAACCAUUGCCAUGGCGUCUCAACAGAUAAGCAGAUAAUGAGUAGAUAUUUGGUGGGUCAUGAUAGAAGGAUGUGAGUACAAGACCAAUUUGCACAAGAUAUCGUCUAUGGGUUACUAUGGUCGUAGGCUUUAAGGUAAAGCUGCUCAGCACAAGGCAAGAAAGGUUCAGAAUUGAUACUAUGCUCCAAUAAAUAUUCAACAAGUCCAUAAAAUUCAUGAAAUAUCAC
Messenger RNA from Fusarium odoratissimum NRRL 54006, 1684 nucleotides. RefSeq lists its product as uncharacterized. Gene Ontology annotation, molecular function: nucleic acid binding. Gene Ontology annotation, cellular component: kinetochore. The coding region runs from base 145 to 1146 and encodes 333 amino acids. The record is from RefSeq and is a predicted model, not a curated record. The transcript has 2 exons. NCBI's taxonomy places the organism in Eukaryota, Fungi, Ascomycota, Sordariomycetes, Hypocreales, Nectriaceae.